Molecule: messenger RNA, 3189 nt
Organism: Notolabrus celidotus (New Zealand spotty)
Lineage: Eukaryota; Metazoa; Chordata; Actinopteri; Labriformes; Labridae
Product: coagulation factor XIII A chain-like
Exons: 22
Coding region: 461-2638 (725 amino acids)
Biological process (GO): peptide cross-linking; blood coagulation, fibrin clot formation
Molecular function (GO): protein-glutamine gamma-glutamyltransferase activity
Source: RefSeq, a predicted model, not a curated record
GGUCCUGGGGAUAGUUGGCCAUGCUCUCCCCCAGCUGAAGCAGACAGUGAGAGAAGCCUUUAAAAACAGAGUCACAUUGACCCGCGCUGACCAGCACCGUCUGCAACACGGAGACUGCAGGACGAGGAGACGCUACUUUAACAUUGAGUGACCUGAAGGAGUGGAAGCAGAAUUCAACAUGAAGACGAUGCGGGUCCAGAGCAGAGCGGGUAAAGGUCUUUUUGGCUGAUCUCAGAGCAGAGCGCAGAUGUUGGUGAGGAAGUAGGAACUGGUGCCAUCCGACCAAUCAGCAGCCGCGUGUCAUGAUGACCUCACGGCCUGCAGGUCGAGGAAGUGCAGUGUGUAUAUAAGCUGGUGUCUCAGACGAUCUGAUCAUCUUCUGAUCUGACCAUCAGAAACUCGACACACACUUCUCUGCUUCAUCUGAACGCGACGUCAGUGAAAACCUCCAGUCUUCAUCAUGUCUCGUCCAGCCGGCGAAUCAAACAAACACAAGGGGCGCUACAGUGAGCCGGUGCCGACCUCCAACCUGGUGAACGAUGAAGAGGACUUCCCCGAGUUUGAACCUUUCGACGAGGAGGCCGGUCCCAGGAGUUACGCUCCCUCAGCCGGCGGUCUGGCGGCGGUCAGCGUGGACAUGUGUCAGCCCAUCAACAAACCGAACCACUACACCACCGCCUACGACAUCCCCAACCUGGUGGUCCGCCGCGGUCAGGAGUUCGUCAUAAGGGUCUUCUUCAACCGCCAGCUGGGCCAGGGGGACGACUUCCAGGUGGAGUUCCUAAUCGGCUCCAACCCCUCUCCCAGUAAGGGUACCCUGAUUGCGGUGACCUUCGGCUCCCGUACUGGCGGCCCGUGGUCGGGUCGGAUCCUGGAGAUUCAGGGAGAGUCGGCGAUGUUGGGAGUCACGCCGACCGCCGACGCCGUGGUGGGGAAGUUCCGUACCUACGUCGCCGUCGUGGCGGGGAACGGUAUGCAGAGAACCAAGAGGGACGCCAGGAGCGACAUGUACCUGCUGUACAACGCCUGGUGCCCAGAGGACGACGUGUUUGUCCCCGAUGAAGGAGAAAGGAGGGAGUACGUCCUGAACGACUCUGGUGUGAUCUACCAGGGGGCGGUUGGAGCCGUGUCGCACCGCAACUGGAUGUACGGACAGUUUGAACGAGGUAUUCUGGACGCCUGCAUUUACAUCCUGGACUGUUCUCGGAUGCCGAUCUACAACCGAGGCAACGCCAUCCAGCUGGUCCGGAAGGGGUCGGCCAUGAUUAACUCUCAGGAUGAUAACGGCGUGUUGGUCGGUAACUGGAGCGAGGAUUACUCGAUGGGCCGGCCUCCAACGGUUUGGACCGGCAGCGUCCAGAUCCUGCUGCAGUACGCCAACACUGGAGUCCCGGUCUGCUUCGCCCAGUGCUGGGUGUUCGCCGGAGUCUUCAACACCUUCCUGCGUUGCCUCGGCAUCCCGUCCAGGGUCAUCACCAACUUCAGCUCGGCUCACGACAACACGGGCAACCUGAAGACCGACCUGAUCUUCAAGAUGGACGGAACUCCAGACCGACGCCACACCAGGGACUCCAUCUGGAACUACCACUGCUGGAACGAGGUGUUCAUCCUGCGUCACGACCUCCCGUCCAACCUCAGCGGCUGGCAGGUGGUGGACGCGACGCCCCAGGAGACCAGCGACGGACAUUACCGCUGCGGUCCGUCUUCUGUCGCCGCCAUCAAGGAUGGUCUUCUCUGUCACCCGUUCGACUCCGGGUUCGUCUUCGCUGAGGUGAACAGCGACGUGGUCUUCCAUAAGCGGGAUCGUUACGGGACUCUGAGCGCGUACCGCGUGGAUAAGACUCACGUUGGUCAGUGCAUCUACACCAAGGCUGUGGGCAGCUACUCACCUAAUGACAUCACAUACACCUACAAGUACCCUGAAGGUUCUUCACAGGACGCCACGGUGAUGCUACUGGCCGAGGAGUACGGCUGUUUGAGGGAUCACUCCGAGCUGCCUGAGGCUCAGAUGUCUGUUUCCAUCAGCUGUGAGCAGGUCCAGCUGUCCCAGGACGUGCACCUGGCCGUGGUUUUCAACAACCACAGUAACAUCCCCAGAACGGUCAAGGCUCACCUGGCCGGGUCGGUCGUCUUCUACACCGGCGUCACCUCCAACCACUUCAAGGACUACGACUUCACCGUGGUCGUGGCCGCCGGCCAGACGGAGCGUGUGAUGCUGACGGUUACAGCUGCAGAGUACAUGCCUCACCUGGGCUCUCAGCUCUGUCUGCACUUCGUCGUGACCGGACAGGCUGACGAGCAAUCGCUGACCGCCAUCAAGGAUGUGGAGCUGCAGACCACCAGCCUCACCAUGACGGUGAGCGGGCAGCCUCAGGUGCAGCAGGAGAUGUUCGUGACCGUCUCCUUCACCAACCCUUACGCCUUCCCCCUGAUCAACGCAAACCUGGCCAUGGAGGGACCCGGACUGAUGAGCUACAGGACUCGUUUCUACAGUGAGAUUCAACCUGGAGCUUCGAUCUCCUGGAAGGAGUCCUUCAUCCCUCGGCUGGACGGGCCGCGUCGCCUGGUGGCUGUGAUGGUGUCCGACAACCUCCAGCAGAUGUAUGGAGAGACCGAUAUUUACAUUAAAGCCGCGUGAUUGGUCCAUCGAGCUGUGACCCCGCCCCCUUGCAUUUUCCCUCACGCUUUCACCAAUCACAGCAGCUUCACACUGAGAGGGGCGGAGCCAGAAAAAAAUGCAAAUGAUUUUUCUUGAUGAUUCUUCUUUAAAAUCUAAUCCUAAAUAAAACAAUGAUAUGAAAAUGAUGAUUGUGUCCACACAUGAGGGAUGUUAGUGUGACAGAAAUGAAGAUUAGGAAAGUUUGGCCCUGUAGUUCCAUAUCUCUCAUGAAUGCACCUUAUCUCAUAUUUCAAAGUAAAUCUGAGGAAUUUGUCUUUUAAUAUUUCAGUUAUCCCAUGUCAGUAAAAUCUGUGUUUAGAUGAAACCCUGAAAUGGAUCUGAUCAGAGUGUUUUCCUGUUUAAGAUUGAGAGAGUUAAACAUAGAGAGAGUCUGGCUUCAGGUCAGACUCAGAUAUCCUCCCAGCCUCCUCUGUCUUCAGAGUUUUAAUGUUCUUUGUCUUUGUACCUUUAAUUCCUUUAUCCAUGCUCAACCUUUCUGCUGACAAUAAAGCAUCAUUAAAAAACACUGA